Syngnathus acus (greater pipefish) is the source of this 576-nucleotide messenger RNA. RefSeq names its product NOP10 ribonucleoprotein homolog (yeast) (gene nop10). Gene Ontology annotation, molecular function: telomerase RNA binding; box H/ACA snoRNA binding. The transcript has 2 exons. Gene Ontology annotation, cellular component: box H/ACA snoRNP complex; box H/ACA telomerase RNP complex. Gene Ontology annotation, biological process: ribosome biogenesis; rRNA pseudouridine synthesis; positive regulation of telomerase RNA localization to Cajal body. The coding region runs from base 136 to 330 and encodes 64 amino acids. The record is from RefSeq and is a predicted model, not a curated record. Lineage: Eukaryota; Metazoa; Chordata; Actinopteri; Syngnathiformes; Syngnathidae.
GGCUUCAAACCGGAAAUCCGCUCUUGUUUUUAAUCUGCUUGAAAAACGUGGUACGAUUCGCAGUGUGCGGACUAAUAUAAGGGAAAUUUGCUGUUGUCCCUGCUGUUUGUUAUUAGUCCUUUGCUGACUGGCGACAUGUUCUUGCAAAUUUACCUCGACGAUAAUGGGGACAGAGUCUACACUUUGAAGAAAGUGGCACCCAAUGGCCAGCCUACCUGCUCGGCCCACCCAGCCCGCUUCUCCCCAGACGACAAGUUCUCUCGACACCGGGUGACCCUGAAAAAACGCUUCGGACUUCUGCUCACCCAACAGCCUCGACCUGUUCUGUGAACGAGAUCAGAUAUGGAGGGAUAUCUGGAAUGCAUAGAAGAGAAGGAAACGUUAAAUCCUUAUCACGCCAGGACUUGUCCCAAAUUCUACUCCUGCAAGUGUGCUCUGUGAUGUUCACAUUGCAUUGUCCCUUUGUAAUAAUUCCUUGUUUUUUGUUUUUUUUAAGACAUUUGAUUUUGUGUUGAAGGUGUCCAAUAAACACCCAGAGAUGAGAACAGUUGGAAUAAACACACGAUACGACAAAUA